Molecule: messenger RNA, 558 nt
Organism: Rhagoletis zephyria (snowberry fruit fly)
Lineage: Eukaryota; Metazoa; Arthropoda; Insecta; Diptera; Tephritidae
Source: RefSeq, a predicted model, not a curated record
AUGAGUGGCACUAAUGGGUCCAAUGGGGCUACCGGCAGCAAUAGCAGCAUCAACGGCAACAACACCAACUUUCAGCGCAAGAUUGGCCUCACCAGUGGCAUCUGCUUUGUCGUGGGCAUCAUCAUCGGCUCGGGCAUCUUUGUCAGUCCAAAGGGCGUCUUCGAGAACGCCAACUGCACUUAUGUGGGCGCCUCUGUCGUCUGGGUCCUGUCCGGGCUCUUCUCCAUGAUGGGCGCACUGGUCUACUCGGAACUGGGGACGACCAUUGUUCGCUCUGGCGGUGACUACGCUUACCUGAAUGCAGGCUUUGGCUCAGCCGUUGCCUUCCUCUACCUUUGGAUCAACCUGGCGGCCAUUCGGCCAGCCUCGCAGGCAAUUCUGGCGUUGACAUGCGCCUACUACCUUCUCGAGCCCUUCAAGUCGCUCUGCGACUCGUGGGACUUUGAGGCGAUCAUUCGAAUCAUAUCAGCGCUGCUCAUCGGACACAUAAACGACACCAUACAAAAAGUGUUUCUCGUCGUGGAGGCGUCACCUGAAGAGAUCGAUGAUAAAAGGUGA